ACGACGGCGACAACGACAACGACAACGACAACGACAACGACGACGACAAUGACAAUGAUUAUGAUGCUAUUGCCGGAGAGCCUGGUGAAAACCAAGUCAUGCUAUAAGCAAUUGGUUUUGUUAAAAGUUGAUUUACUCUUCAGGAAAUCCUGUUAUCAAGCACAUUCAUCGAUCACUGGCAACAGUUUAGUCCUUACCUUUUCUUUUACAGUUCCCAUCAGGCUUGGAAAGGAGAACCCCAGGUUAAAAAUGAAUGCGGCGAAAAGGAUGCUAAGGCCCUAUUAUUGCUUCUUUGUCCUAACCAAGAAACAGAGAAGAAACCUGCGGAUUGGCUUUGCCACAACCUUAAUGGUAGUGGCAUGUUAUCGAAUAAUCAGUUUUAUUCAGUAUAAAGAAUCCCAUGGUGUUGGCGUCAUUAGUCCUAAUACGUUUCAGUCAGUAAACCAAACGAAGUUGAUAUUGGUGUACGCUCCGUGGCCUUUCGAGCCAUGGGGUCCGAAAAAUGCUGAAGAGGCACAAGGUUACAAAUUCACAGAUUGGGACGGUACUCCAUGCGAAGAAGACAGAUGUCAAAUCACUUUUGAUAAAAGUUUACGCAACUUUAGUGAUGCCGUGCUUGUACACAACGGAGGAACAUACAACCCGAAAUUCAAUAUCGAAGAAGCCAAGAGAAACCGGCCAUAUGCACAGAGAUGGGUCUUCUACUCAAAGGAAAGUCCUAGUGUGGCGGCCGUGGGAGCCCGCGCUGACGGCGUGUAUAACUGGACUGCAACAUAUCGGCGAGAUUCGGACUUUUUCGUCCCGUAUGGAGCUUACGUUCCCUUAGAACUCCAAACUAAACCAGCUGGCGAGGAUAUUACAGGUGAACAGGUUCCGUUAAAUAAGAGGACGAAAACAGCCGAAGAGUCUGCGGAACAAGCCGAAGAAAAUGUAAACUACGCAAAGGGAAAAGAUAAAAUGGCCACUUUCGGUGUCAGCAAUCACUGUAACCAAAAUGGAGUUAGAUUCUCAUUUGUCCGCGCACUCAUGAAACACAUAGAUAUAAGCCUCUAUGGAAAAUGUGCAGCUAUGUUUGAAUCGAAUAACACCUGGCAGUGUCCGCGCCGCAAUCAACAGAUCAGUAGUGAUUGUGCUGAAGAGCUUCAACGCCACAAGUUCUACCUCGCCUUCGAAAAUAGUUUGUGUGUAGAUUACAUAACGGAGAAGUAUUGGAGAAAUUCACUUGAGCGAGGAUUGGUCCCAGUGGUUCUUGGUGGCGCUCAGUACGGUCCCGAACUGGUAAUUCCUGGUUCUUUCAUCAACGCAGCCAACUUCAAUUCCGUUAACGAUCUUGCAGAUUACCUGAAGUAUCUGGAUAAGAACGAUACGGCUUAUAACCAGUAUUUUAAAUGGAAAACCAAAUACAAGGUUGUCAAGCACAAUUUUUGGUUAUGCCAAUUGUGCAAGGCCCUUCACGAUCCAACGAAACCGGCGAAAAUUUAUCACAAAAUAUCCGAGUUUAUGGGGAUUAAAGGAUCAUGUAAAAUUGACGAAGAGCGUAUCAGAGGAAUUAUUAGCAGGGGAUUGGUCCCCGUUGUCCUUGGAGGCGCACAGUACAGUCCCGAGCUGGUAAUUCCUGGUUCUUUCAUCAACGCAGCCGACUUUGAUUCCGUUAAAGAUCUCGCAGAUUAUCUGAAGUAUCUGGAUAAGAAUGACACGGCCUAUAACCAGUAUUUUAAAUGGAAAACCAAAUACAAGGUUGUCCAGUACGAAUUCUGGUUAUGCCAACUGUGUAAAGCCCUUCAUGAUCCAACGAAACCGCCCAAAAUUUAUCACAAAAUGUCUGAGUAUUGGGGAAGAUAUGGCGGAUCGUGCCAACUUAACGAAGAUCGAGUUUGGAACAUUAUCAAUAAAGGCUGAAAGACGGCACAUGAACUUGGAGCCGUUGUUACUUGGAGCCAGAAUAUGGAAUCACAGGGCGAACUCACGGAGGGACUCACGGACGGAUCGACGAAUAAACAGACGCAGUAAAUUCAAAUAAACAUUCGGGAUUUUCUAAUACUAUAUUAGAGAAGAAUUUGGGUUUUUAUAUAUUGAGCAUAUAUCGCAGUCUUGCAUACUUAGGCGGUGUUCACUCCCUGAUUUAGUACACGGAAGUUGUAUCUUCUCGUGGCUGCAGCUAUCGUCAUUGAAAAUAUUUACGAGCUAGUUUGGCGGAUGAUUCUCUCAAGUAACCAAACAAACAACAAAUAAAUAAUAAUAAUUAAAAAAAACAAUAACAAACGCGUUCCCUUUUACAACGAGGUUGCCGCAAGGAAUUUGACAUUCUGAAUAGUAUCCUUUUACAGCCCCAAAACGUUACAGGAUAUUUUUAAAAGCCCUCAUUAAUCUUUUCAUGUCGAAGAAGAAAGUAAGAUCGGGCUUCGCUUUGCUUUACAUUUAGACUUAACUUGCACGGGAGAUUUGACUUAACCAGCUUUUUUAUUUGAAUAGGCAGAUUUUAAUUUGGGAAAAAUGUUUCAGCAAAAAAGCGGCGCGAGCCCUGUGUAGGUGUUCCCCUCCUCCCCACAUAGAUCCACUAUGCACCGAAGGGUGAGUCGCUCAUCACUGUGACUGUGGAUGAAAUGGUGUCGACUGUGUUUUGCAAGUUUGAAGAAUGUUACACCAAAAAGGACUACAGCAUACCUGUUACCAUCAUUGCACAUCAGUCUUCCGUGACUAGCUCACGUGGUCUGGUGGUUGAAGUGGAGCUUCAAGAUUUGGUACAGCAUCGCAUUUUUUGCACUUCUUACACCAUGUUUCAUGCACCAUUCUUUCACAUCUAGACAUACAUCCCUAGCCACGACUAUCGAUCUUUCACUCUGUGGUCUUCUUAUGAUACAAAUGACUAGAUUUAUCGUGUAAGGAGUGGAUGGCGUUUUCACGCAUCGACUUUGGGAGAACUACUUGCCACUGCCAUAUAACGUUAUUUGCGGGCUUCCAUCUCCGAUAAACUACUCCAUCUCUCAGGCUACAACGAUCAUACUGAUCAUACAAUUUACACAGUUCACUUCCCUUGCCCAUCACAGUAGAUGUUUGGAGUUCCUUUCCAUGCUCAGUCGAAUUCCUCAGCUGUGAGAUGUUAGGGUCGAUCGCAUCAUCUUGGACGUUGUUAACUAUUUACAACGAUAAACGACUCAAGACAUCUGCAUGGUAUGCUUCGAACCGACACGAUGCACAAUGACGAGACGGUAAGUAGACAACUCAAUGGCUAUCUUGUCGCCUCUACGACCACUAGAAUCAUUCCUGGAUCAAUGUUUCUGUUGCCAGUCAAGGGGUUGUGGCCGGUCACCACUGUAACGUAAAUGUCGACCAGCCAAAAAGGAGCGAAAUGGCGUGUACUCCAAAUGAUUGCCCACUACUCCCUGUCAUAAGUCACCCAGUUUCGUUGAGAAGCACUUAGGGAUUUGCUUACAUAGGCAACUACAUGUUCUUUACUCCAUACACAUACUCCCUUGCAUGGUUGGAUGCAUCACAGUCAAGACUAAAAGAGUCAAUCGUGGGUACACUACAAAUGGAGCCGUUGUCAACCGUUGACGCAAUUGCUUGAAUGCUACCUCACAUUUCUGGGUCCACUGGAAUUUGGCUUUGGAUCCAGUUAGUCGUUACAGUUGCUCAGCAAUAGUGGCAAAGCUGAGACAGAACUAUUGAUAAUACGAAGCAAGACAGAAGAAACUAGGUAAUUUGCAUUGACAUAUGGCACUCGGUCGUUCAUUUCGACUAUCGUGUUACGGAUGAAAAAGUCAAGUAAAAAUCCCACGAUAACAAGAGCUAAGGUAAAAUACCUUCAGUAAUCCGUGGUAAAUCGACCCUCCCUUAAUCAAAUAUCA
Orbicella faveolata is the source of this 3848-nucleotide messenger RNA. RefSeq names its product 4-galactosyl-N-acetylglucosaminide 3-alpha-L-fucosyltransferase FUT6-like. The record is from RefSeq and is a predicted model, not a curated record. NCBI's taxonomy places the organism in Eukaryota, Metazoa, Cnidaria, Anthozoa, Scleractinia, Merulinidae. Gene Ontology annotation, cellular component: membrane. Gene Ontology annotation, molecular function: fucosyltransferase activity.